AAGCUGUCAUAUCUUGUUUUGUUAUGAUUUGUCUUAGUUUUUUCUCCUUCGCAGAAAGUUGAUGCAAAGUUUAUAAAAUAAUGAAUAUAUCUAAAGCUACAGGCGAACAAAAACUGCAACUGUGCCGCACAUAUUUUCGAGCUGGCUUCGCACUAUUGCCAUUCUUGUGGGCUGUGAAUUUCUUUUGGUUUUUUAAGGAAGCCUUUACUAGAACAUCGUAUCCCGAGCAGAAAAAAAUAAAACAGUAUGUCAUAUUUUCUGGCCUGGGAACAUUAUUGUGGAGCAUUGUUUUAGCCAUAUGGAUAAUAAUAUUCCAAACACAACGUUCCGAAUGGGGUGCGACGGCUGAUUACAUGAGUUUCAUCAUUCCAUUGGGCAAACCAUAAAACGAUAACUUUUGUAUCCUUAAUCUUAAUUAAUACUAGCAUACAAUAUAGAAGAUAUGUUGCUUUUAAUUCCAGUUCAAAAUUGUUCACUUGGAGCAAGCAAUACAGAAACUUUUGUUAUUCUCAAAAGCACACCCAAGGCUGAAAAACUUUAUUUCACAUGAAACAAUGAGUAACUAUAUGUAUAGCAAGUUCGAAAUGUAUUAACAAUUUGCGACACACAGGUCGAUGAUAGGAUGCAGGUAUUAAUAAAGAAAAUUUAACAACAACAAAAUUAA
Molecule: messenger RNA, 664 nt
Organism: Stomoxys calcitrans (stable fly)
Lineage: Eukaryota; Metazoa; Arthropoda; Insecta; Diptera; Muscidae
Gene: pen-2
Product: gamma-secretase subunit pen-2
Exons: 2
Coding region: 81-386 (101 amino acids)
Biological process (GO): Notch receptor processing
Cellular component (GO): gamma-secretase complex
Source: RefSeq, a predicted model, not a curated record